Penicillium canescens is the source of this 1320-nucleotide messenger RNA. RefSeq names its product putative sulfate/molybdate transporter. The record is from RefSeq and is a predicted model, not a curated record. The coding region runs from base 1 to 1320 and encodes 439 amino acids. Gene Ontology annotation, biological process: molybdate ion transport. The transcript has a single exon. Gene Ontology annotation, molecular function: molybdate ion transmembrane transporter activity. Lineage: Eukaryota; Fungi; Ascomycota; Eurotiomycetes; Eurotiales; Aspergillaceae.
AUGGCGGUCCAAUCCCUACGAGAUAUAAACGCCUAUAACCUGCGCACCUUCAAACACCACUAUGUCUCCGAGAUCUCAGGCUCUCUUGGUGAUCUGGGCACAUUCCUACCAAUCGCCAUCGCCCUAGCGGCGAAUGGCACCGUCUCCCUCGCCAGCACGUUAGUCUUCUCGGGCGUCUUCAACAUACUAACAGGUCUAUUUUUCGGAAUCCCGCUACCAGUUCAGCCGAUGAAAGCUAUCGCCGCCGUUGCCAUCGCGCGUAGUUUCUCAAACGGCUCGAUCGCCGCGGCGGGCAUCUUCGUCGGUGCUUGUAUCCUGCUCUUCAGUGUAACCGGGAUCCUACAUUGGUUCGCCAAUGUUAUUCCUAUCCCUGUUAUCAAGGGUAUCCAGGUUGGCGCGGGGUUGUCUCUGAUCAUCGCCGCCUGUGGGAACAUGCUUCACCCAUUGGGGUGGAUCAGUCCGUCCUGGGCGGAUAACCGUCUCUGGGCGAUCGCUGCCUUCGUGGCGCUUGUGUUGACUAAUGUCUUUCGUCGAGUACCGUAUGCCCUCGCCGUGUUUGUGUUGGGCUUGGUAUUUGCCAUUAUCCGCACCGUGCUGGCGGGACAUAUGCCCGGCUUCGAGGUUUGGCAUCCUUUUGCUCUGAUUCCGACACCACAUCAAUGGCGUGUUGGUGCUGUGGAUGCUGGUAUUGGUCAGAUUCCAUUGACGACGUUGAACUCCAUUGUUGCAGUUGUUCAUCUCGCUCAUGACCUGCUGCCAAACGUGCGCACCCCAUCCAUCACCCAUGUUGGAAUUAGUGUGGCUGGUAUGAACUUACUGGGGUGUUGGUUCGGUGCGAUGCCCGUCUGCCAUGGCUCUGGUGGACUUGCGGCUCAGUAUCGGUUCGGCGCCCGCUCCGGCGCAAGUGUCAUAUUCCUUGGCGUGCUGAAGCUUAUUAUCGGCUUCCUAUUUGGCGAGACGUUGGUUGAUCUUCUGCGACGUUUCCCUUCUGCCUUCCUCGGUGUUAUGGUUAUCGCUGCUGGUGUGGAGCUGCUUAGCGUUGGAGAAAGUCUUAACACUACUGGUGCUCGGGACCUCAACCAGGCAGGGACCGGUCUUUUGGCCAGUGCUGAGCAGCAUCUGGGUCCUAUCCUCACAGACGAGGAACGAAGCCGUCGCUGGACUAUCAUGAUGGUCACAGUAGGAAUGCUGGUCGGUUUCAAGAACGAUGCUAUCGGCUUUAUUGCUGGAAUCGUGUGUCACUGUGCCUAUGAGCUUCCUGGAUGGUGGGAGAAGGCGCGGAGCCGUUGGUCGGAGGGGCGUCUACGGUUGCGCGACUAG